Pleuronectes platessa (European plaice) is the source of this 4946-nucleotide messenger RNA. RefSeq names its product transcriptional regulator QRICH1. The record is from RefSeq and is a predicted model, not a curated record. The transcript is spliced from 11 exons. Bases 1126 to 3615 code for a protein of 829 amino acids. NCBI's taxonomy places the organism in Eukaryota, Metazoa, Chordata, Actinopteri, Pleuronectiformes, Pleuronectidae.
GGGGGGCUGGUGUUAGCAGCACAGGCCGCCGCCUCGCACAUCAUCAGUCUGAAGAGGAGUCGCGUCGAUCUCGGGCCUUUACUUCCGUCGUUUUAUAUCCCGCUGGAUAAACACCGAGGGCCCGCUGCUGUCCCGUGUGUUUGUGCGGUGCAGCGUGUAGGACCACUACCCGUGAUUCCUCCGGACAAAUCGAUCCGAGCUCUGCUGGGGCUUCGGGAAACUUAUUGUGUUUUGUUUUUUUUCAACGCACCGCAGCCUGGAUCUCAGCUCAGCCCCGAAACAAGCAGACGUCAGAGACCUCGCCUGCCGCCGCCGCUGGCUCCUUCUUUAUUUUAUCUAAUCGCAGCAUUGUUUGUGGGGUUUUCCACCGCUGCCACAUGCACUAUGUGGCGGGGUGAGUGGCACGCUGCCUGGUAGCUGUUCGACGUUUAUCGGCUUUUUAGUUUUAAACACCGUGCCUUGGCGGAAAGAAGAGGAUUUCGUUUUAUUUAAGGUAGCAUGACGGGAUCCGGAGCCACCGAGCUAGCUAGCUAGCUAGCGGUAGCACCGCGGUUAGCUAGCUCGUUAGCCCCGUAUAAUUGCAAUGAAUGGACUGUUUAUGUUGAUGUUUGCUAACGUGCACGUUGAUUUAAUUACACGGUGUAUAUUUAUAAGAUGUCACUUCGGUAUUUAACUGUGUUUAAAUACAGUUAUUGAGCCACAUAUGCGCGCGUGUUGUGACAAAACACUGCCUAGCUAAGUGGGAAGCUAGCAUGCUAACAACUAGCUAACGUAGACGCUGUUGUUAAACCAGAACUAAAAAUGUCUGGUGAUCGGAGUGUCGGUGCUUCUGUACUGGUUUACGUAUAUAAUGAAAGUAAGGAUCAUAUAACAUACAUGUAUGUGUGCUGUCUAUGUGACUUAUGUUUAAAUUACUAAUAAGUUGAAGCGUAGCAGACAUUGUACGACAAGUUCAAAUCCACUUUGUCCCCUGUUAUUACAACGCACCCUUUUUUAAUAAGCAGGCAUUGAAAUUAUACUUUUAAAGUUCAUUAUGUUGUGCAUAUAUAAUUGCAGGUCCCACACUAAACAACUGCCUCCUCUUCAUUGCACUGAUCUGCAUUCAAACUUUCAUGGCGGCCCUUUAUGAAUAUGAGAUGUUUGGGACUUGAAGCGUUUCAAGUGUUUUUCAGAUCCAUUCUCUUCUCUCCUCAGGUCAAAGUGACAAUGAAUGAGCAGGACAGUGGGGUGGUGUCCUUCGAUGAGUAUGUGCGGCAGAAGGCCCGCACUGUUCCCCAGCACAGGAUGAAGGAGUUCCUGGAGUGUCUUUCCAAGGGCCCCGAGGUGCUGCAGGAGUUCAACCAGCAGGAAGGUGCCGCCACCACCACAGCCAUGGUGUACCAGCAGCAGGACGCCAACUGUAUCUACACAGACAGCACAGAGGUGGCAGGGUCGCUUCUGGAGCUGGCUUGCCCGGUGACUUCUGCCGAGAAUUCACCUCAGCUGUCUGUACACCAGGGGUCUGAUCAGCAGCUCCAAGUGCAGGUUCAGAUCCAGGAACAGCAGGGCCAAACCAUCAGCCAGGUUCUUCAGGUGGCCUCGCCCUCCCAGCACGAUUUGCAGGGAAUCUCUACAGCUCAGUUCAUCCAGCACGGAGAUCUCACAGAGGAGCAGCAACAGCAGAUUCAGGCACAGCUGGUUGCAGCUGUAGCCGGAGGACAACAAAUCCAGUUACAAGGAACGCAACAUAUUCAGCUGCCAGGGGGCCAGCAAAUUCAGCUUCAGGCUGGUCAACAUAUUCAGUUACAAGGAGGCCAACAGAUUCAACUGCAGGGUGGACAACAGAUUCAACAGAUUCAACUGCAGGGUGGACAACAGAUUCAACAGAUUCAACUGCAGGGUGGACAACAGAUUCAACUGCAUGGUGGACAACAGAUUCAACUGCAGGGUGGACAACAAAUUCAACUGCAGGGUGGACAACAAAUUCAACUGCAGGGUGGACAACAAAUUCAGCUACAUGAUGGCCAACAGAUCCAGAUCCAGACCAUAGAGGCCAUGUCUCCUACCCAUCAACAGGACUCUCCUAGGGAGGUAGAGAGGAGGUCUGGUUCUGCCUCAGCUGUACUCCAACCUGCCAAGAAACGUAAGGUGGAUGUCCCUCUAUCUGUUUCCUAUGCUGUGCCACAGGGUCAGCAGAUGGCUACUGUUCUGGCCAUCCCUCAAGGGCAGCAGCAGAGCUAUGUGUCGCUACGACCAGAUUUGCUCACUGUUGACAGUGCUCAGCUGUUCAGCACCACAGGGACAAUCACAGGUCCCACGGGUGAGACCUGGACCAUCCCUGUGUACUCUGCUCCACAACAGCAGGGGGUAACUCACAUUGCCUUACCACAGGAACAGUACAGCACAGUGCAAGUUACCACCACCAACGGUAAGGAUAAAAUGUCCCCCAGGUCUGCAGAUGUGCAGUUGGCCUCCGCUGGGACACAGGAAGAAAUGGUACAGACCCUGUUUCCAGCGCAGUUCAUGAACGGGAACAUUCACAACCUUGUGGCAGUGCAGGCUGUAGGAGGGACUUACAACACUACACAGUCGGUACACAUAUGGGACCCAAAUCAACAACAGGGUCAAGGAGAAGAGGGGCAAGAACAGCAGCUCCAUCUGCAGGGUCAAGUCCAGACGGAGGCUGAAGCUGAACCGCCCACUGAAAUUCUGGUUCCUGUCUGUCUAAAACCAGAGGAAGGCCUGGAGGUCUGGCGGCUUUGGGCGAAACGGAAAAACAUAGAGUUAAGCAAGCAGGAAAAACCCAGUCUUGCGCCAAUAGGACGUCGUCAGCCGCUCUGUUUUCAAGAAGACUUGGUCUCUAGUGCUGUAGCUGAGCUAAACCUGGGUCUUGCCCUGAUGACGCAGGAAGCACGUGGAUCUGAAGAAGAAGAAUUUUCCCCCGACGUCCUGUAUUAUGUAUUCUUGUGUAUACAAAAGUACAUCGCCGACAAUGGACGUGUGGAUGAUGUUUUCGCUGAUCCAUAUUACACACGUUUCGGUGCGUCCUUACACAACAUCCUUGAUGGCUGGAAACCAAUUGUCCACCCGCUAGGUUACAUCAUUCCAAGUCAUGUGACAGAAGAGAUGCUGUGGGAGUGUAAACAGCUCGGUGCACAUUCGCCAGCCACACUCCUCACUACCCUUAUGUACUUCAAUACAAAGUAUUUCUGCCUGACGACACCUGAACAGCACUUGAAAGUAGCUUUCUCGAAGGUCCUCAGACACACGAGGAAGAACCCCACCAAUGCCAAGGACAAAGCAACCAGCAUCCGCCUUCUCAAAGGACAAGGUCCACACAGUGCCGGACAGAAAGGAACUGACGACAUGUAUGAAGAACAGAUUGAAGAUCCGGAGAAUCCACUUCGCUGUCCCAUUAAACUUUAUGACUUUUACCUCUUCAAAUGUCCUCAGAGCAUCAAAGGACGCAAUGAUGCGUACUACAUGACUCCAGAACCUGUCGUUGCACCCAACAGCCCAAUGUGGUACUCAUCGCAGCCGCUCACAAAUCAGCAAGUGGAACAAAUACUGGCUCGCAUCAUCGUGGUCCGAGAGAUCCAGGAGAUUAUUGGUGUCAGUGCAGAGAACAUGGGCUAAGCUGAGCGGACUGUCUGGACUGAUGGGGACUCGUUCCACAGUCACUGAUUGUUGACUAUGCAGUAGCUGUCCUGACCUAAACUUCACUGGCCAUCUCAAAUAAAAUGGAUCAACUUCUGAAACAAUCACUUUUCUUCUGAGGAGUAUACACGAGAAAUUCUCUCCUUACUUUUUCUGCUUUCAGCUGAUUGGGUGGACUUCUCGUUCUCUUGACCACCUAUGUAAGCCAUCGCCUCUGUAACCUGGCAGAUAAACAAGGUUUUAUUCUCACCACUGCGGGAACACUGGUCAGUCUCUUGGAUUGCUGCCGUGUCAGCUGAGCAGAGGUGUUUCUUUUUUCUGUAAAAGUCAAAUCUUCUCAAUAUAUGAAGAUAUUUCAUCCUCCACUUCUUAUCCUCACAGUCAGUUAAUGUCUUACUUCUCCUCAAGGUCCCACUAUGAUACAGUACAUCUUAAAGGGCAAUUACAGGGGCCCAUGCUCACGGUUCCUUUUUUUUCUCUUCUAUACUGAUUGCAUAUUGAAUCAUGUAUUGAUAUGUUCAAAAAUACAAAACUUGUGCCUGUUUUUUCUAAAAACAACAAAGACGUGAUUUGUGCUUGUGGACAACCCAAGCGGACCCUCAGAAAUUCACAUGGUCAAGUGCUAUACUGCAGUCAUGUGGGGGGAAACAUUUUUCUCAGGUCAAAGCUAUCCAUUAAAGAACACCCGUCAAGGAUUUUAUUUGCCAACUUACUCCUGUAUGUCUGUGUGUAUAGUUGGUUAUUAAACAGAUAUGCAGGUGGAAACAUCUUUGUCCAGCUCAUGCACUGUUAAUCCUUGAAUGAAAAGUCAUGUCAAAGUCAGUUUGACAAAGAUAUAUCUGGUACUCACUAGUCUGGACAUACUGAUGUUUGAAACCAGGAUUCGCAAUGGGCCUUUUGAAACUGACUUCUUAUAGCAUUCACAUGAUACCUCCAGAGAAAUGACACAAUUGCAGUUUUACUACAUUGAAAAAUAGUUGUAAAUCAAUUUUUCUUCAUCUGUUUAUUACUAAAACAAUUUGUGUAGCACUGUACAGUAAUUUACUACAGUCUCUUCUGAUUAUGACCUCAGCUUUACACUAGCAUGACAAUGGAAUACAUACCUCCGCCAAGGCCGAUCAAUCAUACACAUUGUUUGGUUCUUAUAGUAGAAAUAUAAAAAGGAAAUUGUUAACAUUAAUUGUCAAAAACAUUUUGCAAAAUGUUAUUAUUUCUUCCAAAGAAUCAUCCCUGCACCAAGUUUGGAGGAAAUGGGUUUUGUAGUUUUUGUAUAAUCCUGCUAAAAAAAAUAAAGAAACAUGAAACCAUAA